AUGAACAUGCUAAAAUUCUUCAUUUUCAAGGUGGGAAGAAGUAUAUGUUACCCAAGCCUUCUGAGCCAGAAGAGACACAAGAGCCACAUCAACUCAGUAUCAAUUCUACAGCAGUUUUACAAUCGUCUGCCAAUUCGGAAAAGGUACAUAAAGGCCAUAAAGAAGGGUACCUUGAUAUGGGACAAGGGUCAGGUGAAAAUUCCCCCGCUGAAAAUCGAAGGAUAUGAUCCGCCGAAAAAAUGCCUAUCACCGUUAGUUAAAAAUAGAAAUAACCAAUACCGCGGGAACUUCCAGAAUUUGAAGUCACAUCGAGUGGAGUUCCAAGACUGA
Molecule: messenger RNA, 330 nt
Organism: Plasmodium gonderi
Lineage: Eukaryota; Apicomplexa; Aconoidasida; Haemosporida; Plasmodiidae
Exons: 2
Coding region: 1-330 (109 amino acids)
Source: RefSeq, a predicted model, not a curated record